Molecule: messenger RNA, 1865 nt
Organism: Ilex paraguariensis (yerba mate)
Lineage: Eukaryota; Viridiplantae; Streptophyta; Magnoliopsida; Aquifoliales; Aquifoliaceae
Source: the annotation of a GenBank genome assembly
CUCUCUCUCUCUCUCUCUCUCUCUCUCUCUCCUCCCACCCACUCUGUCUUCGCGGUGAAGUUCCAGAUUCUGCCGUCAUCCCAAAGGUUAAGCAACGUUCGCAAUUCAACUUCGAUUGAGCGAAACCCUAACUUCUGCCUUGGCGCACCCCAAAGUUCUCUUUUGAUGGCAGACCUCAAAGAACGCCUGCUGCCUCCAAAACCUGCAUCAGCUGUGAAUCUCAGAGAUCCAUCUUACAGGCCGUCUGCAUCUGGGCGUCAACCUUUCCAAGGUGUGGAUGUUCUAGGCUUGAAAAAGCGUGGUCAAGGCCUUCGAUCAUGGAUUCGGGUUGAUACUUUUGGUAACUCCCAAGUCAUUGAGGUUGACAAAUUUACUAUGAUGCGUCGUUGUGAUCUUCCUGCCCGUGAUCUACGCCUACUCGAUCCAUUGUUUGUUUACCCCUCAACAAUCCUUGGCAGAGAGAAGGCCAUAGUUGUAAAUCUGGAGCAGAUUCGAUGUAUUAUUACGGCUGAUGAGGUUCUGCUUUUGAAUUCUCUCGAUAGUUACGUAUUGCAGUAUGUAGUGGAGCUACAACGGAGACUGACAACUGCUGGAGUGGGUGAGGUUUGGCAGUCGGAAGGUACUGACUUGAGCAGGAGAGGAAAUAGGAAUUUUGACAUGUUUGGGAACACGUCACCGGAUUACUUGCCCUUUGAGUUCAGGGCUCUUGAAGUUGCUCUGGAGUCUGCUUGUACAUUUCUGGAUUCUCAGGCGGCAGAAUUAGAAAUUGAAGCAUAUCCAUUGCUAGAUGAACUUACAUCAAAGAUCAGCACUUUAAACUUGGAACGUGUUCGUCGAUUGAAAAGCAGACUUGUCGCAUUGACACGGAGAGUUCAAAAGGUUAGGGACGAGAUAGAGCAGCUAAUGGAUGAUGAUGGAGAUAUGGCUGAAAUGUAUCUCACUGAGAAGAAAAGUCGGAUGGAGACAUCACUCAGUGGUGAUCAAUCUUUGAUUGGAUACAGAUCAAUUGAUGGUGCACUCUCUGUUUCUGCUCCAGUUUCCCCUGUAUCUUCACCCCCUGAUGGCCGGAAGCUUGAGAAAAGUUUGAGCAUUGCUCGGAGCAGGCAUGAUAGCAUGAGAAGUGUGGAAAGUGCUACAGAAAAUAUAGAAGAGCUUGAGAUGCUGUUGGAAGCUUACUUUGUUGUCAUUGACAACACCCUUAACAAGCUGACAUCGCUAAAAGAGUACAUUGACGACACAGAAGACUUCAUCAACAUCCAGCUGGAUAAUGUCCGAAACCAGCUUAUACAAUUUGAAUUGAUACUCACAACUGCGACGUUUGUUGUUGCCAUAUUUGGGGUUGUAGCUGGGAUAUUUGGCAUGAAUUUUCAAAUACCAUUUUUUGAUGACCCAAGUGCAUUCAAAUGGGUCCUAAUAAUCACAGGAGUGGCUGGGGCUGUUAUAUUUUGUUCAUUUUUGUGGUUUUUCAAAUAUAGAAGACUGAUGCCACUGUAGAUGUUGAAGAAAAGAGGAAGCAAUGCUGCUAUGGAUGCUGAAGGAAAUUGCAAGAAACGAAGCCUGGGAAUACAGGAGUCAUUGUAAAACAUCAUCUAUUUAUUGGCUUCUAAUACAAAAAAGGAAAAUGAGGAAAUUUAAGAAGGCAGCUUUCAGAUCUAUUCUUUCAAUGUAAUUUAGUCUAUUUUUAUGUAUAAAUUCACUGGUUUUUGAAUUUCUGCAUAUUGUAGCAAUUUGCAUAUUUGUAUUAUUUUGGAAACUUCUGGAACUUUUUCAACGAUGGGACUUGACUUUGGCUGCAAGCAAGGCUCAUUGGCCUGGAUCUCGCACAGCCUUGCAACCGUUAUCACCUUACUGCAACAGAGUAGAAU